CCAAUACCCCCCACCUCACUACGACUCCUAAUUCACAUCUCCCAACGUCGCCGCUGAGCACCCUCCGAACAACCAACACCAAAGCUGAAGCUACCCCGCUACCCCGCCAACACCACAACCUCACCACCACCCACCAUGUCGCACUCGCACUGCCACGACGAAUCCCACAGCCACGACCAUGGCGACCACGACCACGACCACAGUGACGACAUAACGCCUGCCCUCCAAAACAUCCUCUACUCACAAAUCGACUUCAACGCUCUGCGCACCCUAAAUGAAGACACCUCCAACAGCGGGCGCUCGAUCUGCCAAAAAACAUGGGCGCAGCGGCUCUCCCCCACACCCGAGCUAGUCUCCAGCGCCGACGAGCAACUCCUCAUGCUCAUCCCAUUCACAGGCCAAGUGCGACUGCACUCGAUCCUGAUACGGACGUCGGACAGCGACGCGAGUCCCAAGACGUUGAAGGUGUUUGCGAAUUUUGGGGAUGAUAUGGAUUUUGAGACGGCGAGUGAGAAGGAGGCUACACAGACGCUGGAGAUUGCGAGGACGAAUGAGGUUCAGGAGAUCCCAAUGAAGAGGGUGCAUUUCAACAACACGCGGAGUUUAGCAUUGUUUUUCGAAGAUAAUUGGAGUCAGGGUGAGGAAGAUGAGACGAGAAUUAGUUAUUUGGCGUUUAAGGGGGAUUUUAUGAAGCUGAAUAAGGAGCCGGUUAGUGUGCUGUAUGAGGCUGCUGCGAAUCCGGCGGAUCAUAAGGCUAUUGCUGGGGUAAAGGAAGGGAUGGGGAGGGGGAUACAGUAGCAGAAGAGACGGAGAAAAUGAGAAGCAACAUGGAGAGUCGUGCGUAAACUGCAGACACUGUUUCGAUAGCGUUUGUC
Messenger RNA from Macroventuria anomochaeta, 875 nucleotides. Its product is annotated as DUF1000-domain-containing protein. The transcript has a single exon. NCBI's taxonomy places the organism in Eukaryota, Fungi, Ascomycota, Dothideomycetes, Pleosporales, Didymellaceae. Gene Ontology annotation, cellular component: nucleus. The coding region runs from base 136 to 798 and encodes 220 amino acids. The record is from RefSeq and is a predicted model, not a curated record.